Thyridium curvatum is the source of this 456-nucleotide messenger RNA. RefSeq lists its product as uncharacterized. Lineage: Eukaryota; Fungi; Ascomycota; Sordariomycetes; Thyridiales; Thyridiaceae. Bases 1 to 456 code for a protein of 151 amino acids. The record is from RefSeq and is a predicted model, not a curated record. The transcript has 3 exons.
AUGGGAUACAACACUCAGGACACAGUCUGGCCGGAACACCCUGUCCCAGAUGCGGUCAAGGUCCUGAUUGACAGAUUCUUCAACCUCCUAGACAGUCACGAUUCCAACGUGGGAAACAUACUCGCUGAUGAAAUCUUCGCGUCAGAUGCUGAGGCGCAUUUUGGAAACGCUGCCUUCACCGGAAGUGACGAAAUCCGCAAGAGCAGAGACAAUGCAUGGAAAUUAUUCAAUACACGCAAGCAUACUGUCUUGAGAGUGUUUUCGGCCAACAAGGAGGCAAAUGACUUGCUCUUCAUUGCUUGGGUUGCUAUGGAUCUCAAGAAUGGGGAACAUGUGGCAGGCGAAUUCAUUGGACGUCUUCGAUUUGAUAACGCGCGGAGCUCGAACCCUAAGAUCAAGCAGUACAAUCAUUGGGCGGAUUCUGCUCCCUUAGUCAAGGCAAUGCAGAAGAAGUGA